This is a messenger RNA of Paramecium tetraurelia, 3624 nucleotides long. RefSeq lists its product as uncharacterized. The transcript is spliced from 3 exons. The record is from RefSeq and is a predicted model, not a curated record. Lineage: Eukaryota; Ciliophora; Oligohymenophorea; Peniculida; Parameciidae.
AUGCUAUAGAAUCAAUAAAGCUCAACAGAACAUUCAAGUAUUCAAAAACUGCAAUAAUUCUUGCAAGGAUUGAAUAAGUCAAUUGUUAAGUAGGGUGUUUAAGCCAAUUUGUAAACAAUAUCAAAUAAUUUGGAUGCUGCAGCAAAUGAAAUAGGGUUCUUGUUGUAAUAACGAGAUUUGAAUGAGUUUAGUCAUAUUGUAAAUAAAUUGUCAUCAGUUUGGAAAGAAUUAUACAAAACUGUUUAUAAUAGUAAAUUGGUUAAUGAGUUUGACAAUGAGCCAAGUGAUUUUCAACAAAAAAUGGAAUUGAUAUCAUAGACAAAGAAGUAAAUGAAGGAUGGGGUAGGAGAAAUUGGUUAAUUGGGAGGAGUGCGAGUAUCAGCUUAUCAGACUCCUUAGACAAAAAAUAUGAUGAGAUAGAUGAGCAGACAAUAAACUGGUUUGCCUUCCAUUUCAGGAUAACCUCAAACUGAAUACAAGCAUAAAACGAACUAUGAAAUUGAUGAUGAUUAAAGGGAAAUUUUGUAGGAAGUCUUGAGGUAGAGCAAUAAGUUGAAUAUGUAAAUAGUAAUGAAACGAUAUGAUCCAAAGAUAACAUUAAUGGUAAGCUAAGGAACAGACACCAAUUUAGAUAUCUAGGAGGCAAUAAGAGGAUUUAACAAAGAUUAUUUAGAGAUUAAAUUAUCAGAAAUUACAAAGGAAAACUUAAAGAAUUUGGAGGAAAUACAAAAGGCGAUGUCGGAGAAGCAUGAAUUUACAUAGGUAGGUGAAUCAUCUGCAACAGAAAAGUUAAAAUCAAUCUACAAGACUAUUUACACUAAGACAACUGAAAUGGAUCAAUUAAUGGUUGAGGCUUCUAGAUAAGAACCUUAAAUUGUUUAGGAUGUUUUGGAUGAGUUCGUCCAUCAUAUAACACACAAUUAUAAAGACAUACAAUCAGAAACAUUUAAGAUUGUUGCUAAGUUGUUUUAGUCAUUGCAGCAGAAAUAAAAAUAAGAUGAGCUAUAGAAAAGUAGAAGUCUGUAAGUUUAGUAACCUCAGCAUAAAAAAGAUAAGUUAAGUUCGUCUAAGAGAGGUAAUCAAAGUUCAGCUGAUGAAUCUCAAAUAAGUGAAAAAAUUAGGUAGGAAUUAAUUGAAAAGAAAAUAGAAGUGGAUAAGAAGAAUCAAGAAAUAUCUGAAUUACAGAAUAAAGUGAGACAAACUGAAACUUAGUAUAUCUAAACAGCCUUAGAAUUGGAGUCAAUGAAGUUAAAUGUUAGUAAGUCAGAAUAAGAUAAGGCACAUUUAAAUUAUGAAUUUAGGAAAAUGGAAAAGCAACUUACUACUUUUAAUUCCAAGACCUUUCAAGAUUAAGCCAUUUAAUGUACUGAUAUUGGAUAGUAAAAUUUAAUUUAAAAAUUACAAAAAGACAAUCAAUAAAUUCAAUAAAAAGUGUAUCAACUCAAAAGUGAAUUAAAUAAAAUAAGUCCAAGUUCAGGGAGAGAAUUAAAAUACUAAAAUACAGAAUUUUAAGAUAAAAGCGAUGAUUAGAACAUUUAAAAUUCAUAGAAUGGAACUCCUAGAUUAACUAGUAGGUAUAAAUCUGCAUAUGAUUUUGACAAUUAAUUGAAUGAAGAUGUUUAUUCAAUUGAUUAGAGAUUAGAUUCCUCUUAGUAAAUGUAUAAAAAUAGUGAAAUAUCUAACAAAGAAAGAUUAGAUGAUAUGGGAUUCGAGAGAUCACCAACUCAUUCAAAUACUAUUAAAGCCGGUUAAAAAAUGAAAAAUAAAUCUUCAGCUCAACUCGAAUCAAGAUAAACUAAUAGUCCUAAAUCUAAUUCUGAAAGAUCGGUUAAGGUGUCAUUACAAGUAAGUUAAACGAAUUUCAAUCCAAAGAAAAAGAAAUAAAAGUCUAUUCUUAAAAUAGAAGAAGAAGAUUCCACUCUAAAUUAAUCUGCUGAAUUGAAGAAACAAAAAAUCAAACAGCAAGCUUUUUCUAAUAAAGUCACUAGGAGAUAAACUACUUUAGAAGUAGCCUCCAAUGAUUUUUUCUAAAAUUAAAAUUCAAUUAAAGAUCAAGAUGAAACAUAAGCGGCCACUAAUUUUGAAACUUAAAGGACUCAAUCUGGAUAAGCCAUAAAUAAGCCUAAAAGAAUUAAGUCAGUUGAUAAAAAGAAUAAUAUAAGUGGAAGGAGAAUUCAAACUGAAGGGCAGGAAUAAUUAUAAGAAAGCGAUGAUAGUCAAUCAGAAAAUGGCAAUACUAAGGUUAAGUUUUCAAGAAGCACCACUUAAAAAGAUUAAAAAAAACAAACACUUAAAAAGGGCUAGUAAAUGACUUAGAGUAGAAAUAUUCAAACAAAGAAAUCUGGAGACAUUUAAUUUAUUGAAACUGUAGAAGAAAUUCCCUCUAAUAUUACAUCUUAAUAAAAUUUAGAUAAAUAUAGUUAAAGACAAUAAAAUACUAUUGAAGAGAAUGAUGGGUAGAUUAGGCAUAAAAAUGAUUAUUUGAAGUAUAAUGGAAAUUCUCCAAUUAAAAGAUCAAGCACUUCAGUUCCAUAAUAACUCCAAAUGAUUAUCAAAUUAAAUGAUGAGGAUUAACAAUAAUUUACAACCUAUUGGCAUUAGAGACACAUUGAUUAAGAAACUUAAACUGAAAAUUAUUUGUUGAUGUAAUUACUAUAAAGUACAAUUACUCAAUUAGAUCUUCCUCUGAAUGUCAAACAAAAUAUAGCUUAACAAUUGCCAAAAAAACUAGAAACUGCUAUUGCAAUAGCACUGAAUCAAAGUUAGAUUAUACAUUAAACAGGGGGUUUAAGUUCAGAUAAUUUGUAGUAAUUUGAAUACAAUUCUCCUUAAAGUUCUCGAUAAUCAUAAGAAUCAUUUAGAUAGAAAUAGUUUAGAAAUUAGAGAGGUCUUGAUUCUCAAGGAAAAUAAAAAUAACAAACUUUAUUAGAUUUGAAUUAAUGUGAACCUCCUCAAACAAAAACAAGUUUGGAUAGCAAGAUUGGUUAAUUAACUUAAAAGAACUCAGUAGAAUUGCCAGGGUAAGGAAAUUCUGAAAAUAGCGAUGGAAUAUUGAAAUCAAAAGGAGAGUUAGAUAAGUAGUUCUUAAAAUAAUAAGAAUAAGUAUUAAAAUUGGAAGAGUUUCUGAGAUCCGAAGAUGAAGAGUUGGGAUAUGAAGAAUUAGCAAGGUAAAUAAUAGCAAACGAGAAUGGAGGUUAACCUUUAGAACAAUUCAAACAAAAUGAUCUCUAAUCAGAGAAUUUUAUGAAAAAACUCCAUAAUAGUAUGACGAAUCAUAAAACAAGAGGAGCUGCUGCUAUUUAGGAAAUGUUAAAACGAUUCUACAAAAAGAAUUCGAAGGAACAAAUUACUUUCCAAGAAUUCAAAGGGUUUUACUAAAAGGUUUUCUCGGCUCAUAAACAAUGUGGUUUUAAUAUUGUGUGUAGUCAUUUAUAAAGAUUUCUAAUGAAGUUAGGAUUUACUUGCUCCUUGUUUUCUAAACGAAAACUAUUGAAAACUUCGCUUUCAAUACUUAAACCUUUCAAUCCAUUGCAUGAAACGAAAUAAAAAUUAGUGAAUCAAUCAGCCACUAAUUAGAGUUCAAGCAAAUUUUAAACUAAUUAACAUUUUUCUGUUGAUUAAUGA